Aspergillus fischeri NRRL 181 is the source of this 2271-nucleotide messenger RNA. It is a transcript of the gene xanB, whose product is annotated as isocyanide synthase xanB. Lineage: Eukaryota; Fungi; Ascomycota; Eurotiomycetes; Eurotiales; Aspergillaceae. The transcript is spliced from 2 exons. Gene Ontology annotation, molecular function: oxidoreductase activity. Bases 1 to 2271 code for a protein of 756 amino acids. The record is from RefSeq and is a predicted model, not a curated record.
AUGAUCGCCAUACUGCAGAACCCACAGGACGCUGCCGUCUCAUAUUCUGUGGAGCCACAAGAGCAUGACCUACUUGGCUCGUAUGGGACAAAAGCUCUGAACGUUGAGACGACUGAAAUCGCUGCUUCCUCCUCCUCCUCCGAAGCUCCUGAGGAUCUCGCUGAGGAGCACCAUCGCAAUGAGUCCUCUCUGCAGCAACCGUUGAGCGAAGAUGAUCGGCACGAGCAACCUGCCGCAAGCGGAAACAACAUUCCUCCUGUAACCGUCACCACCCCCGAAAGCAGCGACAAUCCGCUUGUUGAAUCAAAGGAGGCAGUCCUAGUCACGUUCAGGCACGAGGGCAACGAGACCAAGGAUGACACCUCGUACCUCCUAGCCGAGGCCCUCGAAACCACCAACGGAGAGGAGAACAGUCCCAUCUCUGAAGACAAAGCAACAGCAAUUGCUGUCUUGAAAGUCAUCGAAAGUUAUGGGGUGAAUUUCGAGAAGACUGGCGAGUCCUGGCAGGGACUGACCUCGUUCAUUCCCACCGUGGUUGAGCAAGUCAAAAAGCGGGAGCCUGUUCGGAUGAUCCUCCCAGCUUUCCCUUUCAAGUCCCCCAAUGCUCGAGACAAGGUCUUGGGUGUGAUGCCAGAUCUCGGAGAGGAGCUGGCGUUAUAUCAUUUGAAUGGCCUGUGCGAGAACAUUGGAAGAGUCUACGAACCGGGUGCAGAUGUAUAUAUCAGCUCGGAUGGACUCGUAUACAAUGAUAUCCUCGGAGUACCUGACGAGACUGUCUGGGAGUAUGGAGAAGCCCUCCGCAGGAUGGCCGUUGAGAAGGAGCUUCAUCAUGUCAAGUUUAUCCGACUGUUUGAGCUUCUCGAACACCCCUGGAUUCCUCUGACCAGCGCUGAACAAGCCAAGUCAUACUACCUGGCGCAUGCGCACUGCCUCCGAAGAGAGUUGAUGUACCGAUUCGAAGACCGCAGCUUCGAUGCUGAUGCGGCCAUCCGCAGUGACAAUGAUACCUGCCUCACAUAUCGCGGAUACAUCAAGUUCCUGACCAAGGACCUGGCCCCUCAAAUGGACACGCAGUAUACAAGCAAAAAGGCCAGAGCAGCUCAUAUCGCCCAGAUUGCUCGUAGCAUGAUCGUCCGCGGAAAGAUGUUUGCUGCCGCCAUCAAGGCCAACCGUGCCGAUUAUGUCCGUCUCUCCAUCCACGAGUCAAACGGGGCAAAGAAGCUCUCCAUCUCGCUCGUCCCACAGGUCCGAGGCGCCCUCGGGUACACACCAUGGCAUUCGUCGAUUGCAGUCGGCGCUGACGGCACAUUCCGCACAGUUCACGCCGAGGAUGUGCGUGAGACGCACGAGCUAGUCUACAAGAACGGCCAGCCAUACUACUUCCGGGAGAAGUCCAAGCUCUUCGACUGGGUCGAGGACGGCCUGCGGGUCAAGUUCGAGCACCUCUACCCCUGCGGCCUCGUCAUCCGGCCCAGUGAUAUUGACGACUCGCGGCCCCCUCCAUCCAUCCGCGACCUGCCAAUGCACAAAGUCCGCCAGCUCUCUACCGGACUCUCCCCGGUCGUCCUGCGCGGCUUCCGAGAAACCCUCGAAGAAGAGCUAUACGUCCAGAAAGCAUCCGAGCUCGGCACCAUCCUCCCCUGGAGCUUCGGCAUCAUCCAAAAGGUGCGCGACGCCGGCCGCACCGACAAGCUCGGUAACAACGUCACCUCCAACGAGGCAAUGCCAAUGCACUACGACGGCAUGUUCAAGUUUGAAGAGGAGACAGACCCCGUCACGGGGGAGGUUAAGCGCGUCCAGAAGCCACCAGGCUACCAGUUCUUCACCUGCCCCGCCACCGCGCCCAAGGGCAGCGGGUACACCCUCUUCGCCAGCUCGCGGCUCUUCUUCCGGUACCUGCCUCUGCCGUGGACCACAGAGCGGCUGCAGAAGGUGACCUGGGCCAUGGACAACGACGGCUUCUGGGACGCCAAGCUGAAGAAUCUGCCCCUGGUGGUGCCGCACCCUGUCACCGGGCUGCCGUGCAUGCGCUGGCACCAGCCGUGGGAUUCCACCAAGACCAAGUUCUCGACCUGUGCGGUCACUAUCGAGAACGACGAGCAGGGGCUGGUCUCAGUGGUUGAUGACCUGACGUAUGACUACCGCGUCUGUCUGCGGUUCUCUUGGGAGCAGGGCGAUCUGCUUGUCAGUGACAAUACAGCCAUGCUGCAUACCCGGACGGGGUACAAGACUGAUUGUGAUCGGGAGCUGUGGAGAAUCCACUUUGACUAA